AUGGGUUUCUGGGAAUCUAUCACCGACUUGGUCGAGGCUGCCGCGCCUUGGUCCACCGCCGAGGCCGAAGCUCCUGCUCAGGACACCGAACAGGAGACCAAGGACGAGAGCAAGGACGACACCAAGGCCGACGAGUCCGAAGAGUCCAAGGACGAGCCCAAGGAGGAAGAGUCUGCCGAGGGCGAGUCCGAGGACGCUGAAGAGGAGGAGGAGGAGGAAGAGGAGGAGGAAGAAGAAGAAGAGCCGCAAGACCCCAAGGACGUUUACGAGGAAGAGUGCAAGAACUCCAAGCAAUGCGCCCCUGCCAAGCACCACUACGACGAGUGCGUUGAGCGCGUUACCAAGGCCGAGGAGGAUGGCAAUGGCGGCAAUGAGGACUGCGUUGAAGAAUUCUUCCACCUCGCACACUGCGCCACUCAAUGUGCUGCUCCCAAGCUUUGGUCCACCCUCAAAUAA
Molecule: messenger RNA, 456 nt
Organism: Truncatella angustata
Lineage: Eukaryota; Fungi; Ascomycota; Sordariomycetes; Amphisphaeriales; Sporocadaceae
Product: ubiquinol-cytochrome C reductase hinge protein-domain-containing protein
Exons: 4
Coding region: 1-456 (151 amino acids)
Biological process (GO): mitochondrial electron transport, ubiquinol to cytochrome c
Source: RefSeq, a predicted model, not a curated record